Molecule: messenger RNA, 1457 nt
Organism: Anneissia japonica
Lineage: Eukaryota; Metazoa; Echinodermata; Crinoidea; Comatulida; Comatulidae
Product: methionine aminopeptidase 1-like
Exons: 11
Coding region: 259-1413 (384 amino acids)
Biological process (GO): proteolysis
Molecular function (GO): metalloaminopeptidase activity
Source: RefSeq, a predicted model, not a curated record
ACUAAAAUGUAAAGUGCGCCCCAGUUGCUUAAAGUUCCCUAUGAUGAGAUAUUGAAUCCGAACCAGCAAACAAAUGUAAUGGCGUGUUGGUUGGUUAAUGGUGGAUCGUGGGGACAUCGUGCGGCGUAGGAAGACCGAGAGGAAGAACAACCAAGUGACAAUCCGACGAACCUAGUUGGCCUAGAAACUCCACCACCACCACCACCACAAAGGCAUUGAAGUUAAUGUGGAGUCAUCAACUGUUAUUGAGAAGGAAACAUGUCGACUGGUGCUCGGAUAUGUGAAACAGAUGGUUGUGGUAAAGAAUCUCGAUUACAAUGUCCAACGUGCAUUAAACUAGGUAUCGAAGGCUCAUAUUUUUGCUCACAGGAAUGUUUUAAAGACAACUGGGCAACGCAUAAAGCUGUACAUAAAAAGCAAAGGAUGAAGGAUCACCUAGCAAAGUCUGAGUAUAAAAACCUCUGGCCGGGGUAUGUCUACACAGGAACACUGAGACCUCAUUCUGUUUCUCCCAAAAGGAUGGUGCUGCCCAAUAUAGAAAAACCUGAUUACGCGGAUCAUGUAAAUGGCUACCCUGCAAGUGAGAUGGCCGUGAGAGGCAGCACUCAGAUUAAGGUGCUUAAUUCAGAUGACAUAGCUACACUUCGGGAGGCCUGCAGGUUAGGACGAGAGGUUUUAGAUAUUGCGUAUGGUGCAGUUAAAGUUGGUGUAACUACGGACGAAAUAGAUCAAGUCGUGCAUGAAGCCUGCAUGGAACGCAACUGCUACCCAUCACCUCUGAACUACCACCAGUUUCCAAAAUCAUGUUGCACGUCGGUGAAUGAAGUGAUAUGUCAUGGUAUACCGGACGGCAGGCCAUUAGAAGAUGGGGACAUUUUAAACAUUGACAUAACUGUCUAUUACAAAGGUUUCCAUGGUGAUUUGAAUGAAACAUUUUUUGUUGGGAAGGUUGAUGAGAAGAGUAAAAAACUAGUGAACGUGGCAUAUGAAUGCCUAAUGCAGGCUAUAGAUGCAGUUCAUCCCGGAGUUCGCUAUCGUGAGCUUGGCAACAUCAUCAUGAAGCAUGCGCAGACCAACGGAUGUUCGGUUGUACGUACGUAUUGUGGGCAUGGAAUUCACCGCCUGUUUCAUACAGCACCGAGUGUACCGCACUACUCCAAAAACAAGGCCAUUGGCGUGAUGAAACCAGGACACGCAUUCACAAUUGAACCCAUGAUUUCAGAAGGAACGUGGAAAGACCAAACAUGGCCAGAUAACUGGACAGCAGUGACCGAGGACGGCAAACGAUCAGCACAGUUUGAACACACUCUCCUAGUGACAGAGACAGGAUGUGAAGUACUGACUAUACGACCGGAAUUAAACAGACGUGGACACUUCUUAGAUCAACUAGAUAAAGAAGAAACUUCACAAUAGGUCUGCUUAGAACAUCUUCAAUUAUUCAAUUUUAUUACCAGGAU